AUCGUUCUACGACGUACCACUUUCACACAAAAAAAACGAACUUUCCUGGCUGGACCGUAUUAGUCCUUAAAACCGCCGUGCGGCUUCAUCAUUCGAGUCCGCCAAUCUUCUUUCUAACCCACAGGAUCGAGCACCCAAAGUGUCUCGUCCGCAACGGUCGUGUCUAAAAGACUUCCCUUCUCAAAGAGAACAGCACAAGAUGUCUAUGCUCGCCAUGGCUGCUCCGUCCCCCCAUUCAGCAUUCAAGAACUACCCCUGGGAUGGCGGCAGGUCUUCCUCAGACUACUCCUCGCGCCCUCGUACUGAGCCCGAGAGAAUCGCCUUGCCAUCAAUUCGUCAGGCCAUCCCAGAACUUCACCUUCGCCUGCAACCCCAGGAGGCAUCAACCACCAGAACCACCUCUUCCAACACCUCGCCAACAGUAGGAUAUGCCGGUGUCAUGACGCCUCCCGAGUACGUUCACUCGCCAAACUCGAACAAGAGGAGGAGACUCUCAAUCGACGAGGAGCAGGAGAGCGAGAGAGUCAGCCGUGUCCCCAGACUCUACGAGUCUCCUGCCCGCAUUCCUCAACGCCAGAUUUCCCCGCCAGUUCCUUCCCGCGCUGCCACUGAGAGCUGGACCGGUUCCGCAAGGACGAGCCCCUACAUGUCUUCAUCUGGCAUGCCUUCCAUGAGAUCCCCUGCCAUGGAGGUCAACGAGCGUCUCGAGUCCCGCCCGACACUUCCCAGUCUCCCGCCCAUGAACUUCGAGAGGGAAUCGAUCCCCAUGCAACGUGUCCGCGGCCACUCCCAGGACGAGUUCCAACCCAUCCGUCCUUCCAUGGCCAUGUCUUCAGGACCCAUGAUGGAGGCCGCUCCUUCAUACCGCUCCAGCGGAUACGCUUAUGGAUACCACCACCCCAGCCGAGUCCAGUCUCUCUCCCUCGGCUCCAUUCACCCCUUUGACCGCACACCGUUCUCAGCCGCCGGCUACGGCCACUACCCCGAGUUCAUGCGCAUCGGAGAGCUUGGAGCCAUGGGAAUGCACGGUGACAGCAAGCAACGCAAGCGCCGUGGCAACCUGCCAAAGGAGACGACUGACAAGCUGCGUGCUUGGUUUGUCGCUCACCUGCACCACCCCUACCCCACGGAGGACGAGAAGCAGGAGCUCAUGCGUCAGACCGGUCUGCAGAUGAACCAGAUCUCCAACUGGUUCAUCAACGCGCGGCGCCGUCAGCUUCCCACCAUGAUCAGCAACGCCCGUGCAGAGUCCGACGCCAUGUCCAGCCGCAGCGGCGAGAGCAAGAUCCUCCCGUCGACAGAGCGCAACGAGUACGACGACGGCAAGCGCAACAGCGUUCCCCUCAGCGAUGGCGAGGCCUUUGAUGAGGACAUGGACCUGAAGCAACGGCGCUCUGCCCACAUCAAGAGGGGGAGCAUUUAGAAGAAAACGCCUAUUGAACAUCCGAGACAAAGAAACAAAAACGUCAAACAAAAAAAUUACUACCAACGCCCAAGACAAAGGGCGACCUCCUGCGACUCAAGAAUUCUUUUAUCACUAUACCAGACGCGCGCU
Colletotrichum acutatum is the source of this 1555-nucleotide messenger RNA. Its product is annotated as homeobox domain-containing protein. Lineage: Eukaryota; Fungi; Ascomycota; Sordariomycetes; Glomerellales; Glomerellaceae. Gene Ontology annotation, biological process: regulation of transcription by RNA polymerase II. The coding region runs from base 200 to 1423 and encodes 407 amino acids. Gene Ontology annotation, molecular function: RNA polymerase II cis-regulatory region sequence-specific DNA binding. The transcript has 4 exons. The record is from RefSeq and is a predicted model, not a curated record.